GGGGGGAGGAGAAAGGGGCGGGAGGCCGAGGGGUUUGCUCCAGACUCGGCGACGACUGGGUUGUCAUGGAGCCGCGGGCCCGUGCCGGCGCAUGCGCCACCUGACCCACGGGCUGUGCUUGGAGUGGCGACCCCGACCCCGGCCCGAGGGCAGCCCAGAUGAAAGAGUCCUAGUGAACUCACUGCCAGCCCAGAAAACAUGGAGAGGAAAACCCCGUCCAGAGAGAGCCCCAGAAGACUCUCGGCCAAACUAGGCAAAGGCACGGAGGUGAAAAAAGUGGCUCGUCAGCUCGGCAUGGCAGCGGCCGAGUCAGACAAGGACUCUGGAUUUUCAGAUGGGAGUUCGGAGUGUCUGAGCUCGGCGGAGCAAAUGGAGUCCGAGGACAUGCUGAGCGCCUUAGGCUGGAGCCGGGAAGACCGGCCAAGACUGAACUCCAAGGCUGCAAGCGGUGCCUUCCCCACUCUGUCCCCCAUGGUCGUCAUGAAGAACGUGCUGGUCAAACAGUUAUUUCCGAGGAACACAAACAGAUUUUCAACAAGCCAACCUGCAGAAGCAGGUAACAAGGAGUGUGCUGUUUUCAUCUGCUUUCAGGGCAGCAGCUCAUCCCAGCUCCAGUCAUGGACCGUCCAGCCCUCCUUCGAAGUGAUCUCGGCACAGCCACAGCUCCUGUUCCUUCACCCGCCUGUGCCAUCGCCUGUCAGCCCAUGUCACGCUGGCGAGAAAAGGUCUGACUCCAAGAACUACUUGCCCAUUCUGAAUUCUUACACCAAAAUAGCCCCACACCCAGGCAAAAGGGGCCUCUCCCUCAGCCCAAAAGAGAAAGAUCGUGGAACGCAGAAGAAAAUCUGUACUGAGAGACCUGGGCUGAGCCUGCCCGCCAGUGAGCCCACCAAGACAGGUGCUGUGUCAUCCAGUCCCCCGACUGCAGCACCCCCCAGUGCCAAGCUGGUGGAGGACUCAGCUCUGCAGGGUGUGCCCUCCCUCGUGGCAGGCGGAAGUCCACAGACUCUUCAGCCCGUGUCCAGCAGCCAUGUGGCUAAAGCUCCCAGCUUGACCUUUGCUUCCCCCGCCAGUCCUGUCUGCGCAUCAGACAGCACUCUGCAUGGGGUAGAGAGCACCUCCCCCCUGUCACCACUGUCAGCUAAUUAUAGCUCACCUUUGUGGGCCGCAGAGCACCUCUGCCGCAGCCCAGAUCUCUUCUCAGAGCAGCUGCCCAGCAAACACAGGCGCUUUCAGAACACCCUGGUAGUCCUGCACAAGUCCGGCUUGCUGGAGAUCACUUUGAAAACCAAGGAGCUGAUUCGUCAGAACCAGGCAACACAGGUGGAGCUAGACCAGCUAAAGGAGCAGACCCAGCUGUUUAUAGAGGCCGCCAAGAGCAGGGCUCCUCAGGCUUGGGCCAGGCUGCAGGCAUCGCUAACCCUGGGGGCUAGUCAUGCUAGCGGUGACCUAGAAGCAUUCUCUGAUCACCCAGACAUAUAGCACAGAAGGCAGACUUUCCUGUUACUUGAAUGGUUCUUUUGCUGGUUCUUAACUCUCUUGCUGUUAUCUUACUCCUGUUUCCCAAAGCUUAUGUAAGGUCUUUUCCUUCUACUCUUAAACUGUUCAACAGUUCACUUAUGAAGCCUCAUGCCAAUCCCUGGCUGCUGUCUUAACCUGUGAUCUGUGCCCAGUUUACAUAUGUCUCUGUUCCACUGAGGACCUCAGAUUUGGGGUGUCCUUGAGUCCCCUUUCCUUAGCCUGCCGGUGCUUAGGUGGGUCACGGGGCAAAGCAGAAGAGAGGAGUGUGUGGAGCUCUAGCUGUCACCUCCCACCGUCCCAGUCACUAACCCUGAUCACCUCCCACUGUCCCACUCACUAACUGAUCAGAGGUGUAGUGACAUGGAUGAGCGUACUGAAUGACACCUGUCAAGCCAGGGAGUAGGUGACAAGGAUCCCUUCCCAGAUCUUCCCUUGAAUAUCUUAGAGAAAAAUAAGAGGAGGUGUGGUUGCAUUCCUUAAGGCAUCAUGCCAUUUGGCCAAAACCUAAAAUGCUUUGGGCACAGGCUGGGCCUAGGGUGCAAACACUUAAUGACUUAAAGCUUUGUUUUUUUAAACUUGAAAGUCAAGGGAAAAGGGUGGUACCAUUUAACUCUGACACUUUCAUCACAAACCAGGUUUCUCUUCACUUUAACUGGUAGGCAAAAUAACUUCAGCUUUUUAAAGUAUGGAACGGAUGCAGUACCAUCUGGAGUUACAGUUGAUGAAUUGCUUUUCUGAGUUAGAGUCUGAAGAAACACAUGGUCAGUAUCCCUUGGUCAGGAGCUGGAAGAUUCCAGUAAUUUGUGCUUUUUUUCUUUCUACUUUUGAAACAAUGCAACCUGUUUUAUGUGUGAAAAUCUUUUUUUUUUUUUUUUUUGUAUACAGAGGAAGGGAGAGGGAUAGAGAGCCAGAAACAUCGAUGAGAGAAACAUCGAUCAGCUGCCUCCUGCACACUCCCCACCGGGGAUGUGCCCACAACCAAGGUACAUGCCCUUGACCGGAAUCGAACCUGGGACCCUUGAGUCCGCAGGCUGACGCUCUAUCCACUGAGCCAAACUGGUUAGGGCUAUGUGUGAAAAUCUUAAAGAUAGCUUCAUGGUGCCUGAGAGUGAAUGAGUGGUGUAAAUUAACCCUCCGCUGCCACUUUUUCUUCUUUUGUUUUCCUAAAAGAGGAUGUGAUUAUUAAGCUCGAUAGAUUUGAGAUUAAAAUCAUCCUAAUAAUUUUAAUUUCAUAAAAUUAUAUGAAAUAUAAGCCCACAAAGUUGGCUUCUUACCAGUUUCGCCUCCAAAGCUUUCAUGUGACACACAGUGACCUGGAGUGAGCAGGAGCAGCGUCUUCUGUGUUUCUGCCAUGCGUUGGGUAUUGGCAGCAAGCCCAGAGGUGUGGUGUUGCGGAUGUGAGGUUCACCUGGGAAUGGAGGCUGUGAUGGGAAUUUACAGACACACAUGCUUUCAGCUUCAUCAAGGUAAGCUGGAUUCUAAUAGUAAAGCUUUAAACGUUUCCUCCUCUCAUUUAAAAAUGUCAUCCUCUUGAAAAUCUAACUAACAACUUCUGGAUGACCAGCUUUUACACAGGAAAAUGUUCUUGAAGUUUUACCAAGGCCAGAAAGCAGCUAAAGCUCAUAUCUGCUAGGUAGUGGUAACUCUAACGUAGUUUAAAAAUUACAAGGCUUUGGAUCGCCUCCACUUUAUUCUCAAACGUGCAUGAGUUAGGUAAGGCCGAUUUACUAGUAGAAAUAAAUAACUUGGUAAAAUCUCUAGACACCUGAUUAACGCAGAACUAUUACCUGCCAUUUGCUUUCUGAAAGAGUGUCAGAGAUUAGAGCCAGUGUGUCUUUAAGCAGACCCAGCUCCUUUGAGUAUUUUGUCUGGGCCUCCCCCUUCUGCCUCCCCAAGUCUGCAGUACCACAGCAGCUCUGCUCUGCGCACCAUGCCAGGAAGCUUCCUUUUUGGCAGAAUGCAUUUGGCGGCAGAGCUACAGAGACAGGUGCGUUCGGAACAGCCUGGCGCUAGCCAUGAGCCUUACUGAGUGUCAAAAUCUGAACACAAUUGCUGAGAACCAAAUUUAUUCCAUCCGAAAACCUGGAGCUCUAAGCCUCUUGGAAUCUUCUUCCCAGAUUAAGGUUUGCAUUCCCUUCUGUCACAGUAAAAGAUGAUGAAAGCCAUCGUUGAUCCUCACAGCUCUUGUCUGGCCUUAUGACUUAGUGCUGGAAGUCUCUAAGCUCUUAGCUUGGGUGCUUGUUGUCUAGUGGAGCUUGGGGUAGGCGAAGCCACGUAGAGAAGGAGAGUCCAUUGAAGCUAGCAGACAUUGGGGCCAGGGGCCAUUUCAGCAAAUGGAGGAACCUUGGAGUUGACCAGAAAGACCUCCGUUGGUUGCACAAGGCUGAUUUGAUCUGGUAUGAUGUCCCGUGGCGGAGCUACUGUUUUCUGAACGUGUGAAGCCAUUCUUAGCUCAAAUCAGUCCUUCUGACAGAUUUUGUUGGCAAUAUUUAAAAAAAAAAAAACAACUAGAAAAAGCUGCUGAUUGAAUUGGUUAUGGGAAUGGAGUUUAAUGACAUUGUAAUUUAUUGCUCUCAUUACCGUUUAUUGAUUAUAGUAUUGUCUGACUUUAUUGAUUCCUUCAGCAGAAGGUAACUCAUGCAUACAUCGAAGUGUUUUUCCAGUUAUGAGUUCUUUAGAGUAGAGAUUUCUUUACCAAAUGUGAAUUCUUUUGAAGAAGUAUGAAGUUUUGUAGAAAUUGACUGUGAAAUGUCAGAUUAAAAUAAAAGACACAUACUUGAAAAUUA
Messenger RNA from Myotis daubentonii (Daubenton's bat), 4307 nucleotides. RefSeq names its product CLOCK interacting pacemaker (gene CIPC). Gene Ontology annotation, cellular component: nucleus. The record is from RefSeq and is a predicted model, not a curated record. Gene Ontology annotation, biological process: negative regulation of DNA-templated transcription; negative regulation of circadian rhythm. Lineage: Eukaryota; Metazoa; Chordata; Mammalia; Chiroptera; Vespertilionidae.